Messenger RNA from Castor canadensis (American beaver), 1211 nucleotides. The record is from RefSeq and is a predicted model, not a curated record. NCBI's taxonomy places the organism in Eukaryota, Metazoa, Chordata, Mammalia, Rodentia, Castoridae.
UGGUGAUGAAAGGCUAAAUGGGUCUUCUAUGAGGAACAGUGUGCAUUUUGACAGAGACCUUCCAGAAUUUGGGACUCAAGGUGGUGUUCAUGUGCAUGAGGACAGGCUGACCAUCACCUCUCCAGUCCUGAUGUGGGUCCAGGCGCUGGAUGUCAUCUUGGAGAAGAUGAAGGCUUCUGGCUUUGACUUCUCUCAAGUCCUAGCCUUGUCCGGGGCAGGCCAGCAACACGGAAGCAUAUAUUGGAAGACUGGGGCCAAUCUGGCACUGACAAGCCUGUCACCAGACCUCCCGCUAUACCAGCAGCUACAGACCUGUUUCUCCAUCAGUGACUGCCCAGUGUGGAUGGACUCCAGCACCACAAUCCAGUGCCGCCAACUGGAAGCUGCUGUGGGUGGGGCCCAGGCUCUCAGCUGCCUCACAGGGUCCCGUGCCUAUGAGCGUUUCACAGGAAACCAAAUUGCAAAGAUUCACCAGCAGAACCCCCAGGCCUACUCACACACGGAGAGAAUUUCUUUGGUCAGUAGCUUUGCUGCCUCCUUGUUCCUUGGCUGUUACUCCCCCAUUGACUACAGUGAUGGUUCUGGAAUGAAUUUGUUGCAGAUCCAGGACAAGGUCUGGUCCCAGCCUUGCCUUAGUGCCUGUGCCCCUCAUUUAGAGGAGAAGCUCGGCCCACUGGUCCCACCAUGCUCAGUUGUGGUAGGUCAGUCCCCUUUCUACAGAUCGUAUGGAUUUCCUCCUGGUUGCAAAGUGGUGGCCUUCACUGGGACAACCCCAGCAUCACUGGCAGGCAUGAGGCUGGAGGAAGGUGACAUUGCGGUGAGCCUGGGCACCAGUGACAUAUUCCUGUGGCUCCAGGAGCAACCUGCUCUGGAAGGCCACAUCUUUUGCAACCCAGUUGACCAGCAUUACAUGGCACUCCUGUGCUUUAAAAAUGGCUCCCUAAUGAGAGAGAAGAUCCGCGAUGUGUCUGCUUCCCGUUCCUGGAGUGAGUUCUCUAAGGCCCUGCGAUCCACAGAGAUGGGGAAUGGUGGAAACCUGGGCUUUUAUUUUGAUGUUAUGGAGAUUACCCCUGAGAUUAUUGGGCAUCAUAGAUUUAAUCCAGAAAGCCAUGAGGUCUCGGCAUUCCCCAGGGAUGUGGAGAUUCGAGCAUUGAUUGAAGGACAAUUCAUGGCCAAGAGGAUUCAUGCAGAAGGCCUUGGCUAUCGAGUCA